AUGGUGCUCGAUUACAGCAAAUGGGAUGCGCUUGAGCUGUCUGAUGAUUCGGACAUCGAAGUACACCCUAAUGUCGACAAGCGCUCCUUCAUCCGUGCCAAACAGGCUCAGAUUCAUCAGCAGCGCAUGCAACGCCGCCAUGAAAUCGAAACUCUAAAGUACGAGCGUGUCAUUAACGACGGACUUCUAUCCCGCAUAGACCAACUCCUGAAGUCACUCCAACAGCAUGAGGGUUCCUCGAAAACACCCGAAGAAGUGGUUUUCCAUGUCCUCAUGGAGUCGGCAAGCAAUCCCUCAGAAGAUCAGCCCCCUGCCCCACCAGCCGGUGUAUACACGCAUGAGAAAGAACAGCCGAAGUAUUCUCAAAUGAUGAGCUCACUGGUGGAUCAGGUUAAGAAGGAGAUGGGCGAAAUUAGCUCCGACAACCUCCUCAAGGAAUACAUUAAGGGUGUGCAAGGACACAAGGACAAGGUACAAGGCUUGCAGAAGGAAUUGCUGGCGAAACUCGCAGAACUGGAGAAGGAAGAAAGCAGCAAAAUCACAAGCGACCAGAUACAUACCGGCUUUGACACAUCUUUCGUCGCCAAGAACGACUCUAAGGGCAAGGAAACUGAAACCAAGAAGGCAGAAUCUGUUGAGCUGCUGAACCCUACCGCGGUAUCGGGGGCUUCGUCGCAGAAGGCGACCGCUGAUGAAGAGGAAGAGGACCCAGAAAACAUGAAGGCUAGUGAUCUGGCCAAGCGGUUUGCAAAGAUUAAUCGUAACGAUUACCGUACCUUGCUUCAGUUCAUCUCUGAGCACCCAGACCUCGUCGCAGAGAAGGAAACGGAUGGUCUGCUAGUCGAAGCAUUCAAUAGCCAAAUGGAUGGUAAUGAGGACUAUGCUCGUACAUGUGUUCACCAUGGCCUACUGCUACAGUAUUGCCGCUCCUUGGGCCGUGACGGCAUUUCUCUCUUCUUCAAGCGUAUCACGACGAAAGAUCAUCAAGCAUCGACGCUUUUCCGAAACGAUGUCAAUGAAACCUACAAUAAGAUCAAGACUCGUGCAGCAGAACUCGCUAAGGAUGGUUCUGCAUCCAACGACCCCGCUGGUGUUGAGCAGAUCCAGCUUCAUGCGGUUGACCCCAACACCAAGAUCACUAUCAAUAUCCCUGCUGCGGAGAGUAGCGAACCUGUCGAAGUCGAAGCACGCAAGAUCUUUGAAUCAUUUUCGAAGGACUUGCAGCAGGCAUUGAGCUCUGAAUCUUUAGAUGAAGUCAAUAAGGUCCUCGGCAAGAUGAGUGUAGAGGAGGCAGAAGACGUUGUGGAGAAGCUUGGUCAAAGCGGUAUGCUCAGCCUCGAGGAGGGUAUUGUGGAUGCUACCACAGAAGAAGGUCGGAAGAAGUUGGAAGAGAUCGAAGCCGAAAGCAAGAAGGAUAAUAAGAUUGAGGAAGUGGGAGAGCCGGGCGGUGACAUUACUGAACUUGACUAA
This is a messenger RNA of Aspergillus bombycis, 1470 nucleotides long. RefSeq names its product Hsp90 co-chaperone CDC37. Gene Ontology annotation, cellular component: cytoplasm. Gene Ontology annotation, biological process: protein folding; protein stabilization. The transcript has 2 exons. Bases 1 to 1470 code for a protein of 489 amino acids. The record is from RefSeq and is a predicted model, not a curated record. Gene Ontology annotation, molecular function: protein kinase binding; heat shock protein binding; protein-folding chaperone binding. Lineage: Eukaryota; Fungi; Ascomycota; Eurotiomycetes; Eurotiales; Aspergillaceae.